AUGGGUUGCGGCGCUUCGGUGCAGGGUGGUAAGGACUCUGCAAAUGGUGGAAAAAAGUCCACAACAGGUUUCGCAUCGUCCAGCCUGAUCGUCGACAACCAGGGCAAGAUCACGCAGUAUUAUGACAUUGACAAGAAGAAGAUCGGCGAGGGCUCCUACGGCUCUGUUUGCAAAGCGCGAAACAAGGCCACCAAAGCCAUGCGUGCCAUCAAGACAAUCAACAAGGCCGCCCUGAAGAGUCCCGAAGCGUUCAGGAAGGAGAUUCAGAUCAUGAAGAUCCUGGAUCAUCCCAACAUCUGCAAGCUCUACGAAUCGUUCCAAGAUCAUCGCAACAUCUACUUGGUGCUGGAACUCUGCACCGGCGGUGAGCUGUUCGAUCGAAUCAUCGAAUAUGGCCAUCUGACGGAGAAGCAGGCUGCGUUGUUGAUGCAGAACAUGUUCAGGGCCAUUUACUACAUGCACCAGAGCCACUACACUCAUCGUGAUCUCAAGCCGGAAAACUUCAUUUUCACGACGAAGGAAGCCAUCGAGAAAAGCACGCUGAAGUUGAUCGAUUUUGGUCUGGCGCGAGAAUUCACACCUGAUCAGGUGUUGCAGACCAAAGCCGGCACGCCGUACUAUGUGGCGCCACAGGUCUUGGCAGGAAAAUAUGACCACAUGGCUGACAUGUGGAGCCUGGGUGUCAUCAUGUACGUUAUGUUGUGCGGCUAUCCUCCGUUCUAUGGAGAUUCAGACCAGGAGGUUCUUGACGAGGUCCGUCAAGGAAAGGUGAAGUUCCAGCCAGCUGACUGGAAGAAUGUAUCUGAUGAUGCGAAGGCAUUGAUCAAGAAUCUUCUCCAGAUGAACCCGAAGGACCGAUACACUGCCGAACAGGCGCUGAACGAUGUUUGGAUCAAAGAGAAGGCCCCCAAGGCCAAGGAUGUGAACCUGCAGGACGGAUUUGUCGAUAAACUUCGAGGCUUCCUCUCUCAGAACAAGCUCAAGAAAGCUGCCUUGCAAGUCAUUGCAAGCAGUCUCGAUGACAAGCAGAUCCAGGCCCUAAAGGAGACCUUCAUGUCACUGGACGAGAACGGAGAUGGUCUGCUGACCGCAGCCGAGCUCAAAGCUGGCUUGGAGAAGGGCGGCGUGAUGGACAUAGCAGCGGACUUGCAGGAAAUCAUGAGAAGUAUUGAUGCUGAUGGAAGUGGUGUCAUUGACUACACCGAAUUUCUUGCUGCCACGUUGGAUAGGAAACAUUAUAUGGAGGAAGAUGCGUGCUGGCAAGCUUUCCGAGUUUUCGAUCGCGAUGGCAACGGAACAAUCAGCCAGAAAGAGCUUGCUGAAGUGUUGGCAAGCGACGAUGUGCAGGGCAAGUUUCACAAGGAUUUGGCGGAGUUGUUAAAGCAGGUCGACACAAAUGGAGAUGGAGAAAUUGAUUUCCAGGAGUUUAUGGAGAUGAUGAGGAGCUGA
Messenger RNA from Symbiodinium natans, 1449 nucleotides. NCBI's taxonomy places the organism in Eukaryota, Dinophyceae, Suessiales, Symbiodiniaceae. The record is from the annotation of a GenBank genome assembly.